Sycon ciliatum is the source of this 1938-nucleotide messenger RNA. RefSeq names its product ceramide synthase 1-like. The coding region runs from base 146 to 1399 and encodes 417 amino acids. Gene Ontology annotation, cellular component: membrane. Gene Ontology annotation, biological process: ceramide biosynthetic process. Gene Ontology annotation, molecular function: sphingosine N-acyltransferase activity. The record is from RefSeq and is a predicted model, not a curated record. The transcript is spliced from 5 exons. NCBI's taxonomy places the organism in Eukaryota, Metazoa, Porifera, Calcarea, Leucosolenida, Sycettidae.
AAAUCAUUAUCUGGAACAAAAUCCAAAUCGAAGAAGAAACAUCUGUCUUUUUCAUUUGGCCAGCUGUACAACUCCCGCGAUGAAGAUUUUUGGGAAUGUGUAGUUCAGCCGCUGUUUUCUGAGGAAGUGUGUGACCUGUUAGGAUAUGGAGCGAGUACCUACCAGCACUAAAGCGUUAGAGCCAAAAGACUGGCCUCCCUUUGAUCCACAUCCAUCUUCUUAUGUGGAGAUAAUACCGUGUAUUUAUUCAUCCAUCGCGAAAGGAUUCUCCAGAUGGAUGGAAGCGCGCGGAUCUGUGCUCGAGUACGCUCAGCAAGAUUGGAAGCAGUGUUCAUCUGUCGUGCAGGAGGAUGUAUGGGCAGUUCUACUUGUCGCGGUCCUGUUUACUCUACUUAGGAGUCAGCUGACAAUAUGGGUUUUCAAACCUUUCGCCUCCUGGCUACAGCUGCGAAAGCUGGAUUGCCAGAAGUUUCCUGAGAGUAUGUUCAAGGUUGCGUACUAUACGAUAGCCUUCAGCCUUGGUGCAUACAUACUGUUUGGAAUGGGUGAUGACUAUUUUGGCAAUCAAGCAUAUCCUUUUCAAGGUUGGUAUGCCAAUAUGCCAAUUAACAAUGUCGUAUAUGGCCUUUACAUAAUGCAACUCGGCUUCUAUGUACAUGCCGUGUACGGAGUAUUGGUAUUGGAUGCUCGACGGAAGGACACUUUCAUCAUGGUUAUCCAUCACAUCAUUACGUUGCUUUUGAUUGGCUUCUCCUUUGCCGUCAGGUUCCAUCGCAUUGGUGUAGUAGUUAUGUUCCUUCAUGACAAUGCUGACAUUUGUCUGGAGGCAGGCAAAUUGACCAUGAUGGCACGUCACCGUGGCAAAAAGUUUGAUCAGAUCAUGGAUCACGUUUCCACGUUCUGCUUUGUCAUGUUCAUGCUGUCCUGGUUCCUAUUGCGACUGGUGAUCUACGUUCGCGCUGUGCUAUACUCAACAGCAUACGUGGCACCCUUGUUGAUCGAAGCGGGACCAUUUUGGUUAGGCUUUAACUGUCUGUUGAUCAUUCUCUACUUUAUGAAUGUUUGGUGGUUCCAGUUCAUUUUGCUGGCUGCUGUCCGCAUACUCACUGGUAGUACUUUGAAUGAUACUCGCGAAGACACAAGUGAUGAUGAGACUGAUGAUACCACCCAGGAAGGUGACACGGUUGCUACUCGGGCUAAUCGCCUCAGUGAAGAUGAUCAAUCUGCUCACGCUCAGAUGCGCUUGCAAAAGCUUCUGAAUAUGCCAGAAAACAAAGCCCCGUCUGAUGCUGUGUCACCGAAGGGCGUUACGACAGCAACUGAAGAUGUUCAUGAACUUGCACCUGGACAAAGUGCCAGUCAAACUACCAAUCGUAGACUUCGCUCUCGUCAGUCUUAGUUGUUGAAUUUUGCUCGCCCAUCGGUGCGAGUGCAGCACAAGGAAGUCCAAUGUGUACCGCCGCUGCAGCGUUUGCCAUUUUAUUUUACUGGUGCACAAUUUGCUUCCUUGCCCACUUGCUGCCAGUCCCCCUCCCUCCCCCCCCCCCCCCCCCCCACACACACAAACAUCUCUAUCUUAUUAUAAUUGUCUCAUUUUAGUAGCAGUAGUAGUAGUUAUUGUUGUUGUGGUGUCUGGUGCAUUAAUUACUGCAUAUCUUUGCCUCUUUCAUCAAUAUUAUAAUGCUGUUAAAGAAAAUUUCAUACUGGUCAUUUAUGUGAAAUUUAAACUAUAUUUAACAUUCUAUUAUAGCUUUCUGCUAGAAAGCAUAUCUAUAGGUGGCACCACCAUUCUUUUUUCUUUUACUGCACUUUGGCAUGUGCCAUGCUGACAGCGUUGAUGUUUGUCCGCACACACCUGGCGCCCCUGCACAUUUGUAAUUCUGUACAAGCAGAACAUUUCACCGAACUCCAAAGAAAAGGAGUUCGUCCGGUUGUAAA